UCUUGCGUUAAGGCUCCGAGGCUUAGCUGGCAACGCCACCAUCGCUGGCCGCCACUGACCAAAUGCCAUAUUACUCCGGCCGCCGAUAUUCGACAGUUUCGAGUUUCCCCCCUUCCUUUCUACCUAGGCAUAUCGCCUUUGGUAUAAGACUGACCAUUCCUUUUCUUCAAUAUUUACCGAUGGGAUAGUAAAUGUUAUGUCGCGACCCACGAGCGAUCAUUCUAUCGAAAGAUCAUAAAACCUUAAGAACCAGACGACUCGAAAUCCGUUCUAAAUACCCAGCCAACUAUUAUCUGAUUCAUUACUCUUUCAGUGUGGUCUCAUAACCCAUGCUUUGAACACCGCGGUGGCUAUAUUUGGGAUGUCAGAGUCAAUGAUAGGAUGGCAGGCCGGACCAACAGAACGCGGUACCCUCACUCUGGUUUAUAGUUGCCUAAUCACCAUGUUCACUUGUACCUGGUCGGUUCUGCACCUCAAUGUCCCUGAGCUCGACGAUGGGCCGUGGAAAGUGGCUGGGCGAAAAGCGAAAUGGAUGGCGAUUACUAUCCUAUUCCCCGAAUUCAUCUUUGCUAAGGCAAUUUGCGACCUGCGUGAGCUUGGAAAUGAAAUGGUUGAAUUAGAAAAGAAGGACCCGAAAAGUUUCGCGUGGACUGAUGCAUAUGACGACUAUGAUCACACCUAUAGCUGGCGGGUGGAUUAUGGCCCUCGAGCGAAACUCCUCUAUCGGAUUCUAGGGCUCGUCGAGCCAACAAUUGGCGAAGAAAAGCCCGUUAAGACGAUACUAGAGCGCCGGUCCCUUCAAGCCCCAGACAAAUCAUCAUACCACUCGCGUCAAGUUUGGACAAUAACACAUGCCUACUUUGCCAAUAUGGGUGGCUUGUUAUAUCCAGCAUACCGGUCACCGGAGUGGGUCGCUGCGGUCGGUAGCGGUAACUAUUUAUAUUAUCGAGCGCUUUCGGGUUCCAUCCUUAGCCAUCGUAAUGAGUGGGAUAGGGGCCAUCCGCUACAUGGUUUAGUCCUUGGAAAAAGAGAUAUAGAAGAUAAAAGCAAAGUAGAUUGGCUCCUCAGGUGUCUUACUGUCUUGCAGGUUGCAUGGCUUGUCUUAACAGUUCUCGUUCGGGGUGUGGAGGGCCUUCCAGUUACUCAGCUAGAAAUUGCCACUAUGGCAUUCUCCAUACUUGCAAUCGCCACAUAUGGAGCUAAUUGGUGGAAACCAAAAGACGUCUCGCGACCAAUACUCAUAAGGAAGCCGAGCAAUAUGAUUCCUAAAGAAAUGAUGCAUGACCCCGCCCGGAGCUUAACAUUGCGCUUAACGAACCUGGGGAUGACGCAAGACGAUGCUGUACAGAUCAGUGAACAAUAUCGUGUCCCAAAUGACGUUACUCAAAUGGAAGAAGGCGUACCGUUGAUUUUCAGUAUAAUGGCAGUCUCCUCAGUUGUAUUCGGGGGCCUACACCUCAUCGCGUGGGAUUUCGAGUUCCCGUCACAUGCAGAACUCAUCCUAUGGAGAGCCAGCAGCCUCACUUCCACAAUACUUCCCCUAAUUUCGCUAGGGUUGGACCUUCAUCUGAACUAUUUAGUGACUACCUAUACGAACAAUAAGGUAGCAUCCUCUUUCUUAAAGAUGUUAAAGCCCCUAGAUGGAUUCCCAGUAGACUUCUGGAAUACAUUGAAGAACCCUAUUUGGGAUUCCUGGGAUGACACCAGGAAAUUGGUUACUCGGGCUCGGUCAUCUAAAUGUCAAGGUGCUAGAAUUUUGGGACGAAUUUGAAGAUUACAUUUGUGGGAAUCUCGAGGUUUCUGACGACUCGCUCCCUCAAAUUAAGGUUGUUCGCCAUAUCAACGAUAAAAUAAACUGCUUGCAAAAAAAGUUGCAAGGACUCAUGAUUCGGAGGGACGUUUAUGCUCGAAAUUCUCGAUUUCUUAUGAUCAGCACCAGCAUAAUCUACACUGUCUCCCGUCUGAUUAUCCUUGUACUUUUAUUUACUUCCCUUAUGUCUGUUCCAGAAGGUGUCUACGAAAAUACCCCUUAGACUCGGUUCCUCCCUAGCUUUUCCUAAUUUGUUAUAUCGGGAUUUUCCCGCUUGAUUGUUGCGUGUAUUCUAGCUUAACUAGGGUUAACUGAAGGGGAAGGGGAAGGAUUUUAGGGGGUUCAGUAUCUGGUCUUGCUUUGUAUUGCUAGAAAUUAUUGAUUGCGUUGUUAACAUCACUAAUGCUCGAUAGGAUUUUCUUAAUUAUUGAAUGGGCGUGCGGCUU
This is a messenger RNA of Hypoxylon trugodes, 2256 nucleotides long. RefSeq lists its product as uncharacterized. The record is from RefSeq and is a predicted model, not a curated record. NCBI's taxonomy places the organism in Eukaryota, Fungi, Ascomycota, Sordariomycetes, Xylariales, Hypoxylaceae. The coding region runs from base 362 to 1771 and encodes 469 amino acids. The transcript has a single exon.